Dreissena polymorpha is the source of this 1229-nucleotide messenger RNA. RefSeq names its product neuronal acetylcholine receptor subunit alpha-2-like. The transcript is spliced from 9 exons. The record is from RefSeq and is a predicted model, not a curated record. Gene Ontology annotation, molecular function: extracellular ligand-gated monoatomic ion channel activity; transmembrane signaling receptor activity. Gene Ontology annotation, biological process: monoatomic ion transmembrane transport. Lineage: Eukaryota; Metazoa; Mollusca; Bivalvia; Myida; Dreissenidae. Bases 90 to 1229 code for a protein of 379 amino acids. Gene Ontology annotation, cellular component: membrane.
GGAAUACAUUAAUUUUUCUCUGCUGUAUCGAGGCUGUGUCGGCUGCAUAUUCCGCCAGCGGUGAAACUUCCAUCCGUGCAAGAACUGCUAUGGCCCCCGGAUAUGACGCCUUUUCCCGCCCCAAUGAUACUACAGAGGUCAUGAUCGGAGUUUCCGUACUAAAUAUUGAAGAAUGGGAUCGGCGAAAGCAGAUUUAUAGUUUUACGGCCUGGAUAACGGCUGAAUGGAUGGAUGUAAGGCUAACCUGGGAUCCAGCUACUAACGACGGCAUAGAGAGCGUCUUUUCAACACCAGACCUCAUUUGGAAGCCAGAUAUUGCCGUCGAUAAUAUAGCAGAAGACCUGAACGCAGUCAUCGAGGCCGCCUCAUUUCCCAGAUAUGAUUACACAGGAAGAGUAGUCUGGCGGUCGAAGGGUUAUUUCAGAGUCUAUUGCAAGAUUGGAGAUGAUUACCUGAAGAACGAAGAGCAGUACUGUUUAUUGGAGGUAACUGGUUGGAGGUACAACAUAUCUGAAGUGCUAUUUAUGUUCCAAGAGAAUGCAACCAACACUAAAUAUUUCAGCACACACACUGAAUGGAGCAUCACCGAUACAAAAACAGUUACUGCUGAGCUUGGAGAUUCUGUUUCCAACAGAACUGAAUUCAUAUUUCCAAAACUGGAGUUUUGGUUCAAAAUCGAACGCAAGGGGUUUGAAGGGAAUGUUUUAAUUUUUGCGUUGUUCUUGACGGCAUGGCUUAUCCUGAUGACAUUCCUCGUUCCCGUGAAAUCGGGUGAAAGGCUCUCUUAUAUUGUGGCGUUAUACCUCUCAAUGAUUGUAAUCCUGUCGUCCAUCUCUGAAAACAUUCCAUCAGACUUCGUUAGAGCUUCUGGUUUAUAUACUUACCUUACCUUGCUAAUAGUUCUGUCAGGACAGGCUAUUGUCUGCACUGUGUUUGUACUGCAUGUUCACCACAAUGGCUUUUCAUCGUUUGUGAGGACUGCGUGUGGACUAUGUUGUAUCCGAAAGCUUCUACGAAACGAGACUCACCCUAGGGAUGACCGUUCGAUAGAGUUAGAAGUGCGCGGUUCUUUAGAGCCGACAUCCUCUGGUCGUUGGAAAAAAAAUUUGCAAGUUUUAGAAGCGGUUUCCGUCUUUGUGUAUUUGAUUCAAAUUGUUAUUUAUACAAUUACUACUAGUUUGCGAUUGCGCGGCGUGUUGAGCGCUGAAGAGUUUGAAUCUGAAUGGUAA